AUUAAAUGAAAACCCAGCGGUGAAGUCCCAGUUUUGUUGUUUUUCGGUUCGUCGUCUAUGCUUGCGACGUUUUCCCACUUUGCAUUUCAUCGCAUCAUAUCGCCUUUAUGGCGCCUUUAGAGUUGACCGGGCCCUCGGAGGUGCCUGACAUCCUAACGGGAAUAAUCAUUCCAAUAGUAUUCGCCAGCCUCGUGGUUGUCGGUCGGCUAUACUCUAGAAUAAUUCUGAAAAAUCAAUGGUGGGAUGACGCCUUCAUUCUCCUCGCAUGGAUAUUCGCCGUCACAGUCGUCACCGUCGUCGGUGUCGAAACUAGGUAUGGACUCGGCCACAAGUUCAGCAACAUUCCUCUCCACCUCCGACCGACCGGCAUCCGGCUAUCCUUCGUGACCAUAAGCAGCUAUCAAGUGUCCUUGGUCCUUACGAAGAUCAGCAUUUUGUUCUUCUACCUGCGGAUUUUGAAGUUACCGUACCAACGGAUCCUUGUCUUCAUCACGAUGGGCUGCGUUGUGGUGUACGGUACCGUUUUGUUCCUCCUCACGUUUUUCCUGUGCAACCCCGUAUCCAACGUAUACGAGCUCGACAUUAGAGUGGGACAGUGCCUUGCAUACUACCCGAUCUUGACUGCAUCCGCCGUCCUGCAUACGGCCACCGAUCUAUGGCUGAUUGGGCUGGUACUUCCUCACAUCCUCAAGAUGCAUCUGCCGAUACGACAAAAGAUUGCCCUCGCAUUCGUAUUAACGUUGGGUAUAUUUGUGGCUUGCGCUUCCCUGACGCGCAUGGCGGUAGCCUGGGAAUUCCUCAACCCGAAAUAUGCGCAAUGGGAUUCUUUUAGCUUCGCAAUUUGGACUACACUUGAAUCGAGUUUAGGGCUAGUCUGUGCCUCUGUACCGAUGUUGAAACCUCUGGUUAGGCAACUGAUGGGACGGAAGCCAUCUUCGAAACCCGAAAUUGGGAAGAAUAUCCCUCGGACGAGAGGUCCGGAUCGGCAGAUCGGGUUCGACGAGUACAACUCAAAUGCAACGACAUUAUGGACGAGGAGGACGGGAGACGAGGAUGGGAUAGGCCUCGCCCCUAUAAAAUCGAAUCAACUACCAUCCAGACCACCGACAGCAGUUAUUUCCUCAGAGAGACUGUUAACAACUGUAUAAUAUGCAUCGUCUUAAGGUUGGGAGGGAGGGUCGACGAGCUAUAACGAGAUAUAAUGAGUGAUGAAUACUACGAAACUGACUGUUCCAUACUGAAGCCUUACGAGUGAAGUCAUGUUUUCCGGUGUCGUUAAUGCGGCUUAUAGGUACCCGUCUGGUACCUACCUCUACAUAAUACGACCCAUCAAGUGCGGCGCAUGAUCUGCACUAUGCUAUAUUACUCGCUGGAACUGAGAUGACUGC
Molecule: messenger RNA, 1388 nt
Organism: Annulohypoxylon maeteangense
Lineage: Eukaryota; Fungi; Ascomycota; Sordariomycetes; Xylariales; Hypoxylaceae
Exons: 2
Coding region: 108-1148 (346 amino acids)
Source: RefSeq, a predicted model, not a curated record